This is a messenger RNA of Cylicocyclus nassatus, 573 nucleotides long. The record is from the annotation of a GenBank genome assembly. NCBI's taxonomy places the organism in Eukaryota, Metazoa, Nematoda, Chromadorea, Rhabditida, Strongylidae.
AUUCUAGGUCUAAUCAGGGAACCAGGUACAGGAUGUUGAAACUACUGGCUCUUUUUGCUUUUGCCACUGGAAUCGCAGCAAGGCCGGGCGAGAUGAGAGACAUACCUGGUGUAAGUGCGGCCAACAUGGAAAGAUUACGUCAGAUGAUGAACCCUCGUCCGAAUGGGCGCGAAGAGUUUAAACAGAGGAUGCAAGAAUGGGAAAACAGUUUACCAGCAGCUGAGAGGACAGCAGUGCAAAAUCACAGAAGACAAAUGUUUGAAAGACGUCAUGCUGAACUCCUUCAAAGAGGCAUCCCAGGUGUGAGUGAUUCCAGUAUGGAUAGGCUACGUCAGAUGAUGAAUCCUUUACCGGAAGGAAGAGAAGCGUUUCAGCAGAAGAUGGACGAAUGGAUAAAUAGUCUGCCACCAGCGGAUAAGGCAGCAGCAGAAGCGCAUAGGGAACAGAUGCGUCAAAGACAUAGAGGUCCUCCGCCCCCUCCUCCUCUUUAAAAUCCAUAUCUGGGCAGAGGAUCAGGUGCUUGUGAUAAAGCAUUUUUGCACUUGUCGCAUUAUUGCUUAUGAGAUAAAAAUG